Penicillium digitatum Pd1 is the source of this 189-nucleotide messenger RNA. The record is from RefSeq and is a predicted model, not a curated record. Lineage: Eukaryota; Fungi; Ascomycota; Eurotiomycetes; Eurotiales; Aspergillaceae.
AUGCACUGGUUGACGCUUAGCAAAUUAGCCCUGAUGGCGAAAGCGUUCAUCGGCCUUUGUAAACUCCCUGAUAAGCGGGUUUGCUAUCAAGAACCUGAUUUCAUGAAGCUGAGCUCGAGGAAAAGGGAACGAAGAAUAGAUAAAUUCUUGCCUUCAAUGAAUCCGAACCAAAAGGCAAGGCAUUUGUGA